GCUCUGAAUGAAGAAUUCCACAAAAAUACACAGAUUCUCGGCCCGAGAAUGCUUACUCCGUUUGCGCGCUCAUGCGUAAAGGCAGGUAUAGUGUCCACGAUGUUGAGUGUUCUAAGGCAUGAGUGGCCUAGGCACCCCAACUACCAAGGGAGAUAUUACGCUCAGUACUGGACCAUGCAAGGCCUAUGUGCUCUACUGAAUUGCGGAAAUGAUUCCGAACGGCGGAGCUUGUUGAAAGAGAUGUUGGAAGAGGAUGUGGUGGGAUUGUGCUUACGAUUCAUGCAACACGGUUUAUGCGUCAUGCACCAUCUUGGCAUCAACGCUCUUCGCACCCUCGCGGAAGCAUUUUUGGGACACCACAUUAGCUCUAAUGUCGCUGCUGAAAUUGUCGAAGCAGUCUGUGAUUAUGCACUACGGGGACCAGAGAAUAUAGUCAAGCAAAUGAAUAAUCACGCAACAGCGUGGCAAAGCGCAGUAUUCAUGCACAAGAAUACACCGCCCGACGCUGUAAGCGAACGCACAUCGAGAGUCCAUGCUAUCACUCAAGAUAGCGGAAUGUGCACCUUGCUUGGUAUUCUGCAUCCUUUCUCCGUCCAACCAAGGAAUUUCUGUCUCGAUAUGCUCAGGCAUAAACCGCAAAUCCUUGAUCUGCUGCUUGAUUGUACUAUUCUUGACAGACAGCCGUGGUAUCCAGAGACUCAGGUCCCUUUGAAAGCCUGCAAGGCGUUGAGCCUACUAUUUGAUUGCCCGGAUUAUAUCAUACCGGGGCUUUCCACUCGGUUUUUGACAAAGUACGAAGAAUCAGAGGCUCGAGAUUACAAGACGAUAUCACAAGUAGUGGCCGUUCUGGCGUCGCGUCGAGACUGGAAUGAGAAGCUGAUUGAGGUCUGGAUGCACCUAGAAGAAGAAGAUAUAGAAAAAGUACAACGUUUGAAAAGGUCAUGGAUGAUUCCAAUGCAGCCCAACCGCUACGCUAAGGGGACACAACAAAAAUUUAUACGACUCGAGGUAUUACUAGGGGGAUGCCGUACGAUUAUAUUGCGUUUGAUCGCGACUAUUACACAUGCAGCGCAGUCGUGCGGCAUCACAAAUAUCCAGCUUGAGUCCCUCCUUCAUGUCGCGUACCGCAGCUUCCAUAUCGACUAUGAAGACGAAGACCUCGAAUCCGUUGAUUACGAGUAUGGACUGGUUCAACAUCCUACAACCUCCCAAUCGCCUACGGACCCUAAAGGUAUUCCACAUGCAAUCCCCAACAGAAGCAUUCUCGGCCCAAUUGCACUCAUUCAGAUACUCGUUGUCUUUGCACAACGGAAAGCACUUAUGGGAAUACAGACAAUCCGCAAAGCACCACCCGGACUUUCAUCUUCAACGUCACUUGACCACAUUCAACAGAUCACGCACCCGGACAUAAUUCGACGAGCGAUCAAAAUCUCACAGAAACGCAUACUCAGCACAAUGCAGAGAGGUCGGGAGUAUGUCAUAGACGAUAACAGCCUUACAUGUGCAUACUUUGCGAGCGCUGCUGAGCUCGCCGUGGCUUUGAUUGCGUUGGAUGCACACACAGAAGGCGAGUACACAGCGGACGUUCGUGGGGCACGGAAGCAACUUGUCAUUGCAUUGGGUAACGCCGCGCAGAUGGCGCUGAAUCUCGGACAAUACCAGCGGGCACUGCGUUUUGCGUCUGGUGCCGUCAGCGUUGCAGAAAACAUCCCGGCAGAUGAAGAUCUGGAUCCAGCAAUCACCGAGAAAAAUAAGAGACGAGUGAACCAAGCGCUCGCUAGGCUCGAAUAUCACAUAUAG
Molecule: messenger RNA, 1800 nt
Organism: Coniophora puteana RWD-64-598 SS2
Lineage: Eukaryota; Fungi; Basidiomycota; Agaricomycetes; Boletales; Coniophoraceae
Exons: 6
Source: RefSeq, a predicted model, not a curated record